CCCGUAUCCGCCAUUUCAGUUUUUGAAGUUAGUUGUCACCGUCGCUGGAUUGAGUCUGUUAUUCUGUCUCUUUAACGCUCUACAGGAUCCCUGGAGCUCGUUUCCAGCUCUGAGGCGAAGCAGAGGGAGUAAAGUCCGAGGUUAAUGCUUUAUCUCGGAGGAUUGAUGUCCACACGGCCAGCUGCGGAGGUCGCCUGUUUACUCACCGAGCUCUAGGCGCUAAAGUUUUUGUAUGAGUUGAAGCUUCGGCGGAGGAUAACGGGAGGGAGAGCAGGGAAGGCCCGGUGAAGCCUCGGCUUUGAGUGGUUAUCAUGGCCGGAAAUUUUGACGCCGAGGACCGCGGCAGCUGGUACUGGGGUCGGCUGAGCAGGCAGGAGGCUGUGUCCCUGCUGCAGGGGCAGAGGCACGGCGUAUUCCUGGUCCGGGACUCCAUCACCAGCCCCGGGGACUACGUGCUCUCCGUAUCAGAGAACUCCAAAGUCUCGCAUUACAUAAUAAACAGCAUCAGCAACAACCGACAAUCCGGUCCAGGUUUGGCUCACCCGAGGUUCCGUAUUGGCGACCAGGAGUUCGAGGCUCUCCCUGCUUUGCUAGAGUUCUACAAAAUCCACUACUUGGACACCACUACUUUAAUAGAACCCAUCAACAAGUCCAAACACACUUCCUUUAUCAGCGUGGGCCCCGGUGGAGGCCCCCCGCCGCGCCUGGAAGACGAAUACGUGCGAGCACUUUUCGAUUUCCCCGGCAACGACGAGGAGGAUCUGCCGUUUAGGAAGGGCGACGUUCUCCGAGUUCUGGAGAAGCCCGAGGAGCAGUGGUGGAACGCCCAGAACUCUGAAGGCCGGGCGGGGAUGAUUCCUGUGCCGUACGUGGAGAAGUACCGACCGGCGUCUCCGAAUUCAGCGGCGGGGCCCGGCGUACCCGGGGCGCCGCCUGGAGGGAUGGCGAUGGUAGGGAACUCUGACGGCUCUGCGGCCCAGUCCGGUGCUCCUCUGCUGGGAGACCCGAGCCAGUACGCGCAGCCCACCCCCCUCCCAAACCUCCAGAACGGACCUGUCUUUGCCAAGGCCAUACAGAAGAGGGUGCCCAAUGCCUACGACAAGACCGCCCUGGCCUUAGAGGUGGGCGACCUCGUGAAGGUGACCAAAAUAAACGUGAACGGCCAGUGGGAGGGCGAAUGUAAAGGCAAGCGCGGCCACUUUCCCUUCACGCACGUCAAACUGCUGGACCAGAACAAUGCCGAGGACGAGCUCAGCUGAGAGCGGACGGCCGGGCCGCAACCUGGACACUAGUAUUAGACCCUUCCUCACUACUCCCUCCCCCACACGCACCCUCUCCCCCCUCCCCACUCACAGUUUCAUAGAAUCACUGAGAACAGAACAAACAGGCCUUCCAUGGACCCCCGACUCUCACUCCAUUUCUCCCCUCUGAGUACUCACACCUCCUUCAUCCUCCACCUGUGCUGACAUAAACCUGAGAGAUAGACUCUACUGUGGAGCUGUGCACUCACUCCCCUGAUCCGUGGACGUGGAAACACCCUGUAGAUCCUCCUCCUCCCUCUUCUUCUUCACGUCUCCGUCAUGGAUACGUUAUCGACACUCACUCCUCGGGAGACUCCUCGCCGCAGACUUCAACCACUUCCUCUUCCUGUGUUGGAGCCAGUAGAUUACCACUCUGCAGCAAUGUGUCAUUUCUCAUCCUUGCACUCAUCCAUCAUCACGGUUACAGAGCUGCAGAUCCUCUCGUGCUGCGUUCAUGUCCAAUGGGAAAACAGGAAGACGAGUUUGAGAGAGGUGUUUAAAUCAUGGAUGUAUUAUUAAAACCAGAAUACUCCACUUGUAGAUGAGGGCUGGUGUGUACACUGAACAAGGUCCCAGCUUCAGGGUUUACUCCUGAGGUAUGUUGAGAUCACUUCUCAGAUGUUGAGGGAAUUUUAGCUAAAGCACAACCUCCGAAAGUCAAACCUUCAUGGCAUCAUGACACUUUUCUGCUGUUUGAAACGUAAAAAAAAUCUAAAUGUCCCUUUCAUUUUGUGGACGGCAAGGGAAUUUGUCAUUGCAAUACCUGCCGUGUCCACUGGGGUGGCGGUUUACCUCAGAAGUGAUCUCAUCAGAUUAAAACUAUUGAAUUGGAUCAAUUCUUGAAAGACAACAAAGAUCAGGAUCUGGAUAAAACUUCCAGUUCCUGUUGUUCAGACUUUCUUUGGAGGGCUUUAUGCCUUUAUUUUGAAAGGACAGCUUGAGAGAGACAGGAAAUGACGUGCACUAAAUCAUGCCAGGACCAGCCUCUGUACACGGGGCACCUAAGCUACCAACUGAGCCAAGCUGGUUCCCUGUGUUCAACAGUUUUGAGUCGGAUUGAGAAACUCUGAUUAAAAGAAUCCAGAUUAUCCUGACCCUGAAAAAUAUUUAGUUCUUGAUUUUUGGAAUCACUUCAAAGACGGGAUCAAUGAGAGGGAUUUUAAGAUUGUAAAAAAGGAUUUUUCGUCUUAGAAUUAUUCACCAAACGUCUUUAAAGUCAAACAUGUAGUCCUUUUGGAGCGCUAAUAAUCUGGAUUAGGUAUUCUAAAGGUCUGUUUCUGGAAAUGGUCAACCAAAUCCAGACUUUAUUUAUACAACCAGAACAAAAUGAGCCGGAUGACCUGAUCCAGAAUUUAAAAAAGAAGGAUUUCAGCAUCAAAUGAACCUUUAAAACAACCGAACACUGGACAUAAUAAAACAUCCAUGCCUUAAGGUGUUUUUUUGAAAGGAUAGUUUCAAAUUGUUCCAAAAUGCUGCCUCGCUUUCUUCCCAAAGGUUAAAGGAGAUUGCAUCUCUGUUUGAAGGUAAUUUGCUAUUACAGGACAGAUAAAUUAAGAAGUAUAAGAGAAGUAUAAGAGAAGUAAAGUGAACUUGUUGUCUUUAAUCCGUCUGUGGAGCUUCAGUCAGUGUGAGUUUCAUCAGGUGCGAUUAAACCAGAUCACAAUAACUUAAUUUGAACAGGAUUUGUGGUUUGUAACGCACACUGUGUUUAAUAAGUGUGUGCACUGCUCCUUUAAUCAACAGGGUUAAAACACAUGGAAGUACUGAUUGAGUAAACUUGUUCGCAAUCAAACACGAGAGCUUAAGUCCUACUUCCUGGCUUUGUGCUAAGAGUGAGACUUUUGUUCCUUUUAACUUGGCAGGAAAACAAAUAGAAGCAUUUCUAUUAAGAAUAAAUGCAUCGCAGUUAUUCUCAACCCUGGCUCCUUCUCGAUGGUGCCUUCAGGUGUUCAGGAAAUUAGAAACACGUGACACCUGGACAGAAAUGUGUUGCUAAAAUGAUGCUUAAAGGUUUUUAAAAUUUGCAACGUCAGACUGAAGCUGAUUUUUAAGGUUUCUGGAGGUUAGAAGUUUGCAUCUAUAUUUGUUGUAAUUGGACAUGAAUGCAGCAUCACUGUAAGCUCAACAGGACCGUGACAGACAAGAGCAGAGGACCUGUAACACUGCUUUUAACAGCGGGGAGAUUCAACACUAGAACUCUUAUCUCCCAGAAAGACACGCUGCCGACAGGACACCCUGAACACCAAAAUACCAAACACAGGAAACACCUGAGUUGAGACCAGCAGCUUGGAUCGCCUUCAUGUAGUCCUCAUAGCCGUAGACGAGCAGCCCCCCGGGAGGUAAACCUGAGAAACUUCAAGACUAUUAUGAGGUGAUGACAAAGGCAACACUACAUUCAACCUGUAACACCUCCCACCCCGGCUCACCUCAGCCCGACUCACCCAUCUACUAUGACCAAGUACCACCAAGUAGUCUUUUGUAAGAAAAAAGAACAUAUUGUUAUGAAAUGAUGUACUAUGUGAUUAUCAUUACAUGCUAAGAUAUUGUUUUUUGUUAUAUUUGUAGUUUUCUUCAUAGCUGGUUUCUGUUUUUUCUCCGGGAGGAUUUGGGUGUUUUCACUUUUUACUGCUGCAUGUCGGGAGGGAGCGAUGGGUGACUCAAAGAGGGAGUAGGGGGGCCUCAUCUGUUCGCCCCCCAGCCCUCUCGAGGCCACGUGUGUGCUCAUUCUGCGUCUGGAUGAAGUUGAACAGAGUGAAUGUAGGCUGUCCACCAUGUUAGCUCGUAGCGUCUUCUCAUACUUUCGACUCACUGAAUAUUCCUUCGCAGAAACAGACAAACGUUGUGUGUUCACAUCUCGUUAAGGAGACCAUGGUUUUAUUUUGGUACCUGCCCUUUUUCUUUUUAACCAUUUUAUAAUCAUGCCUCCACUUUGCACCCUUUUUAAAAUCAUCCUCCUCUUCCUCUCUUCCCCCUCGGCCUUCUUUAUUUAAAGCCUUCUUCAUUUUAAUGCACAAGCCGCCUCUUUUUACUGCUUUAUUUCUACCUUCUGCCAUGUUUGUGUUGCCAAUCAAUGAGACAAUUAGAAGAGCAAAUUAUGUGUUGGUCCAAAUUGCCUUCCUCCCCCCUAAAAAUGUGUUCCUCUGUUUAUUUUGAAUCAGUCUUUUUGUUGACACCUGACAAUCAUCACUCUGUGUAACAUGAAGCAGGCUUAAAUUUUGCCAGACUUUGAAUUUGAGCUCCUUUGUAUUUUUGGCAGGUGCACUCUCGCCUUUAGGUGGCACUAUCGCAGCAUCCAGAGAAUUCAAAGCAUACUCUGCUGCAUGAUGAGUUUGAAGGAGAUGAAAUUUGGAUUGAAACAGAUUGCACUUACUGCUUUCACGCUCAUCUGCGUCGAUGAUUGCUCUUUUUUUAGGGUUUUUAAUUCUCCUUGAUUUCUCCCACACAUAAGCUCUCAUGACCUUUGAACUUUGCCUGAUUUUCUAUCCAAACUUUUGUUAAAAAUUAUUUUAUUAAGAAAAUAUUUGGCUGACUUCUUGGAAAGUAACUUUUUGUUUACUGCCAGCUUUUCUACGAGGUCCAUCCGUGUGUUUUUGAUCAAAUCACGCUACUCUCUCUCACUCACACACGCACUCGGCAGGUGCUCACCUUCAUGACUCAUCUUAAAAAUUGUGUUGCCAAUGAAACCACCAAGAAGUAUUUUUUUAGUAGCCCUGCAUGAAGUCAUUCAUUUCCUUUCAUGCAAAGGAAGGGGUGGCAAAAAUGCCAACGGGAACUGUGUUAAUAUCAAAUUGUGCCAUUUUAUUAUAACACUAUAUUCUUUCAAGACGAUUGACAAAUUACCUUUUUAUUUUCUGUAGCAUGUAAUGUGUUAAUAUACUAGUAAAUAAAGUUAAACCCAUGACAGAUGA
Molecule: messenger RNA, 5209 nt
Organism: Notolabrus celidotus (New Zealand spotty)
Lineage: Eukaryota; Metazoa; Chordata; Actinopteri; Labriformes; Labridae
Gene: crk
Product: v-crk avian sarcoma virus CT10 oncogene homolog
Exons: 3
Coding region: 312-1259 (315 amino acids)
Molecular function (GO): protein binding
Source: RefSeq, a predicted model, not a curated record